AAAAAAAGAAAAAGAAAAAGCAGAGAAAUUGAGAGAGGCCACAGUGGGAGGAUCAAAAGCAACACGAGUUACAAGGUAGCUUUUUAGCUUUAGGCCUUUUUAAGCGUGCUCCCACGGGAAGCAACCGGUCAACGCACGCUGACCGUGCGUUACUGGUCCGUUCCACCACUGCCCCGAUGGCAAAACCGUCAUUUCAUCCCAAAUCUUCUACAUGUCGUCUCCGCUCUCUCUCUCUCGCUCCUCUGCCACAACUAUAUAUGUGGCCGGCAGUCUUAUCUAGCUGUCUUCCCCCCUGAGACUUCCGCAACGCACACCCUCUAGGCUGCCGGAUUGUAGGGAGCCAUGCGAACGAGAAGAGGCCUCUGCUACCCCAGGACGCAGUGGGAAGCGCAUUGGAGGUCGUCGGAGGAGGAGGAGAGGAUGAGUAGGAAGAGGAGGCGGCGGCUCCCCCCCGGCGAAGCAGCGGUUGGAAGAAAGGACUUCGGCUGGAAGAUGGCGACCGAGGCUGUCUCCGAGGACAGCCCCGACUUCUUCGAUGGCCUCCCAGACGACCUGGUCGUCUCUAUCCUCUGCAAGCUUAUCGCCUCGGCCACUUCUCCCUCCGAUCUCAUCAGCGUGCUCGUGACAUGCAAGAGGCUGAACAGAUUGGGAUUAAAUCCGCUCGUUCUUCACAUGGCGUCGGUGAAAUCACUUGCAGUUCGAGCGAAGAAGUGGUCGGAAUCCGCGCACAGGUUCUUGAAACGGUGCGCCGACGCCGGAAACCUCGAAGCUUGCUAUAUUUUGGGCAUGAUCCGCUUCUACUGUCUACAGAACAGGGGAAGCGGCGCGUCGCUAAUGGCCCGGGCAGCGAUGGGCUCCCACGCGGCGGCGCUGUACUCCCUCGCGGUGAUACAGUUCAACGGGAGCGGAGGAGCCAAGGGCGACAAGGACCUGCGCGCGGGCGUCGCCCUGUGUGCCCGGGCGGCCUUCCUCGGCCACGUCGACGCGCUGCGGGAGCUCGGCCACUGUCUCCAGGACGGCUACGGCGUGCGUCGGAACAUCGCCGAGGGCCGCCGCUUCCUGGUCCAGGCCAACGCGCGGGAGCUCGCUGCCGUUCUCAAGUCCUCGGCAGCCCCCUCCGUGGCGUGGCACCACCACCGUCGCCACGCGCUGGUUUCCGGCUGCUCCCUCCUCAGCGAUUUCGGCUGCAACGUUCCGGCCCCCAAGGCGCACCCGGCCAACCGGUUCAUGGUGGAGUGGUUCGCGGCGAGGGGUCCCGGCGGGGGGCCGGGGGACGAGGGGCUGAGGCUCUGCUCCCACGGCGACUGCGGCCGGCCGGAGACCCGGCGGCACGAGUUCCGCCGUUGCUCCGUCUGCGGCGCCGUCAACUACUGCUCGAGGGCGUGCCAGGCGCUCCACUGGAAACUGGCCCACAAGGCCGAGUGCGCUCCCAUGGGGCGUUGGCUCGAGGCAGAUGCCGUCUACGCCGCUGUCGGCGGAGCUCCGCCCGAGGUGGACAAUGGUGGUGGAGGGGCGAUGUAUUGAUCAGGUGGAGAGCCUAAGAGGUCCUUUUCCUUUUUCGUUUUCUAUGAUUUUUUAUUUUAUUUUUAUUUUUUUUCUUCUUCAUGAAAUUUUCAGUCUGAAAUUUUGCUCCAAUAGAGAGAGGAGAAAAAAAAAAUCAAAUAAUCGAUCGUAAUGUGA
Musa acuminata subsp. malaccensis (wild Malaysian banana) is the source of this 1680-nucleotide messenger RNA. Its product is annotated as F-box protein At1g67340. The record is from RefSeq and is a predicted model, not a curated record. NCBI's taxonomy places the organism in Eukaryota, Viridiplantae, Streptophyta, Magnoliopsida, Zingiberales, Musaceae. Gene Ontology annotation, molecular function: protein binding.